Chrysoperla carnea is the source of this 1458-nucleotide messenger RNA. Its product is annotated as zinc finger protein 93-like. Gene Ontology annotation, molecular function: zinc ion binding. Lineage: Eukaryota; Metazoa; Arthropoda; Insecta; Neuroptera; Chrysopidae. The transcript has 2 exons. The record is from RefSeq and is a predicted model, not a curated record. Bases 1 to 1458 code for a protein of 485 amino acids. Gene Ontology annotation, cellular component: nucleus.
AUGGAUAUAAAAUAUGUUUUGUUGUCUGAUUUUGAGAAAGUUUGUCGUAUUUGUAUGAAAUUUGACAAAACUUUCUUAUCAAUAAAUUCGUUUCAAAUAAUUGAUAUGAUAAUAGCAUGUGCUUCUGUACAGAUUUGGGAAAAUGAUGAUCUACCAAAUCAAAUAUGUGACGGAUGUUUCCUUCAAUUACAAAAUACCAUCAAUUUUAAACAGCUAUGUGAAAAUUCAGACGUUGCAUUUCGUCAAAUUAUUGAACAGAGUAAGAACAAAAUAUGGAAUAAUCAAAAUGAAUUGGACAACGUAAAAAAAGAAGAUGUAGAUGCUUUUAAUUAUCCAGUUUACGUCAAAGAAGAAAAUGAUGUUGAAACUGUUGCAACUCAAAACAAGGAUGAUGCCAAAAAAUCAAAACAAAACAACCUUGAAGAAACGGUGGAAAUUCAAAAUAAAGAUAAAUCAGAAUUGAGUCGAAAAAAUAAAAGGAAAAAAAGCAUUCCAUAUAAAUUUGAAGAAGAAAGUGAUGGUUGUGAAAAUAUAAAUGAUGAAAACGAUUCUAAUUAUGACAGUGAAAACGAAAAGUUAUCCGAUUUAAAAGGACAACUACCGCAGAUAAGUGAAUAUGAAUGUGAAACAUGUUCUAAGACAUUUAAAAAAGUGGGUGAACUUGGUAGACAUAUGAAAGAAGUGCAUAAAGCAGAAGGUGUUAAAUGUGAAAAAUGUUCAGUUGUUUGUUAUCAUUCGUUACAUUUACGUGCCCAUGAAAAGUCACAUAACAAUUUAUGUAGUGUUUGUAAUUCAUCGUUUUCGACGCGAAAAAAAUUAACACAACAUAAAUUAACGCAUAAAAAAUCAUUAAAAUGUGAAACGUGCGAGGAAACAUUCCGAACAAAAGUAAAUUUAAGAAAACACGUUCGUCAAAUGCAUCCAAAUGUGAGCCCCCCGAAAGUGAAGCGCGAAGAAGAAAAUGUAAGUUGCGAUGUUUGUGGCAAGGUAGUACGUCGACGUAAUUUAUCCACGCAUAUGCUAUCACACAGAGAACGUGAUAAUCUUAACUGUCGGUAUUGUGAAAAAGUGUUUUUAUCACCUGAAGCACUUAAGGAUCAUAUGGAAGUUGACCACAAGAAAUGUGUAUGCGAUCAUUGUGGACUUAGAUUACGUUCUAAUAAAUUAAAAAGACAUUUAUUAACGCAUACAAAAGAACGUCCUUUUGCCUGUGAUCGAUGCGAUAAAAGUUAUGCUGAAAAAUAUCAAUUAAAACAGCAUAUAUCACGUACUCAUUUGAAGGAACGUAAUUUUAUUUGUACGUUCUGUUCACAAGGAUUUUUUGAUAAGAAAAUCUUAUUGAAUCAUGUGAGACGGCAUACUGGCGAAAAACCGUUUAAAUGUCAAAUGUGUGAAAAAAGGUUUAUACAAAAGGUUGCUCUAACUGUUCAUAUGAAAACGCAUAUAAAUACCAUGUAA